AUGGAGUCAAGCGAAGAUGUGGCCAGGCUCAGGGCCGCUACUGAUGACUCUGAAUUUGUAGAACAACUGCAAAAUGUCACCAUAAAUACAACAAAUAAUACCACCACUAACGCCUCCACAAAUUCCGGGAUUGGAAAGGAUAAACUUGAUGGAGUGAUUAUGGGCAUCAGAGAAAUCUCUACACAGCUUGAGUUAACAAGUCAAUACGAGUUAUCAGCUCAUUUGCUGCAUAAAUCAAGUUCGAUAUCUUCUCUGAGGCUUAACCAAUUUGACCCCUUGAAAUCGCCUCUUGAGAGAUCGAUUUAUCUCAAUAAUCGCAAGAGAUUUUUCAGAUGCUCAUCAUGUAACUUGGAAUCCACAAUUCAAAAUCCUUGGUUUCCUCUAGUUUAUCGCCAUUUAGAUUCUGAGGGCUCAUGCAGCAAGGACAUUCAAUAUGCCCUUUUUAGGCCUUUAACGUCAAAUUUUACCACUGAUGAUUUAGAUCUCCUCACAUUGCCUAUAAGUUCCAAAUGCGAUUGCCAAGAUUUAUCAUCUACCUGUUUUGAUCAGGCUGAUUUGUCGCCGAUUUCAGAACCACUUGCAUCGACAUAUAACAGAAAGAAUUCUAUAUCCCAGCCUCUUACAGUUGUAAAUUGUAGAAAAUCAUCUAAGUCUGGAAAGAAGGUUGUGUGUUAUAGCAUCACUAGGCUACUCAACUUUGAUACAGAAUACCAAGUUUACCAAUGCAUUGACAGGGAUAAUAUGGAUUCUUUUGCCUUGAAACUUAUUGCAAAGGAUGAUAGGGGGCACCAACUUGUUGAUAUGUACGAAAGGCUAUACGACGAACCUCAUCCAAAUCUCCCCAGUGUAGUGCACAUAUUGGACGAUGUGGAUCUCUAUUAUAUUAUGAUUGAUAAUAUACGUGGACCGCUAAUCUCAGAAUUAGUGAUUUCGCAUCUGCCUGGAUCUCUUCCCAAGGAGGGAGUAAAAAAGAUCAUUAAGGAGAUUCUUCAAGCACUCAAAUACCUCCACAGUAAAAAUAUUUCAUUGAAUAAUCUGUGCUUGGAGAAUGUUGCUUUUAAGCAGCCCUUAGAGACUGGCUGCGACUUUGACCCUUGCCUAUCUCCCCGCUUCUCAAUCCUAUCGCUAUCUUCUUUAAAACAAAUCCCCAGUGUAACAAUCACAAAUGUUGACUCAUUUUCUAUUCACAAUAUCGAAGUCAACGAUAGUAAUUCCAAUGGCACCGCUAAAUCUACGAUUAAGAUUCCUCAAUCACUAAUAGACAAUGACUUAUGGUGUGUAGGAUUCAUAAUGUAUUGUUUGUUUCAGGGCACACCCAGUGUCAAAUGUAAGGAGUCGUUUAAUCCAUUUGGUACGCUGAGCAGUGAUAAUUGGGAUGGUUUGGAUAGAGAGUUGGAUUUGUGCAAGAGAUUGCUGGCUGUUGACCCUCUUCGUCGUGUUACUAGUGUUCAAGAAGCACUAAUCCACCCCCUAUUCCACAUAUGA
Babesia microti strain RI is the source of this 1485-nucleotide messenger RNA. Its product is annotated as Probable serine/threonine-protein kinase fhkD. Gene Ontology annotation, molecular function: protein kinase activity; ATP binding. The coding region runs from base 1 to 1485 and encodes 494 amino acids. Gene Ontology annotation, biological process: protein phosphorylation. The transcript is spliced from 2 exons. Lineage: Eukaryota; Apicomplexa; Aconoidasida; Piroplasmida; Babesiidae. The record is from RefSeq and is a predicted model, not a curated record.